This is a messenger RNA of Mucor mucedo, 1496 nucleotides long. Its product is annotated as WD40-repeat-containing domain protein. Lineage: Eukaryota; Fungi; Mucoromycota; Mucoromycetes; Mucorales; Mucoraceae. The transcript is spliced from 6 exons. Gene Ontology annotation, cellular component: transcription factor TFIIIC complex. The record is from RefSeq and is a predicted model, not a curated record. Gene Ontology annotation, molecular function: protein binding. Bases 13 to 1407 code for a protein of 464 amino acids. Gene Ontology annotation, biological process: transcription by RNA polymerase III.
AUUUUCUUGACAAUGACUACCAUUAAAGAAUAUGCGCAAAAAUAUAAUGAGCUUUCGAAUAGUAACGAAUUCACACAAAUACCUUUAAUAAAAAAUGAAUGGAAUAUUUUAAGGGACAGCGCAGAGAUAAACACGUAUAUGCCCUCAGAGAACUGUGUCAAUAUCACAACCGGAAUUACGAAUUUUAAGACAGAGGCAGUAAAAAACUUCAACUCGGUUGAUUUAAGCCAAAGUAUCACCAAUAAACGUGGUCAUGUAUUAAACACAGGUGGAUCAGUAUGGGCUCUUGAGUUUGUUCCUAAAAAGGCUUGCUUAGAUCAUGAUCAUACACAAUAUUUAGCUGUAGGUGGUUACAACUCAGUAACUGAGCAUCACACCUUCGCAGAGAGCCCGCAUUGUCGUAACGCUAUUCAAAUAUGGCAAUGUACAUCCGACACAAAUUCUUCUUUAAAACCGCAGUUAGAUAUGUGCAUUUUACACGAUUUCGGAGUAGUUGUAGAUUUUAAAUGGUGCCCUUCAAGUGUCUAUGACGAAGCGGAUAAACUUGGAAUUAUGACGGUUCUAUUCGGAGAUGGUCAAGUUCGAGUGUUUGUUGUGCCGCAUCCCAAUCUAGUACGCGAACAAAACAAUAUACCAUUAGAAGAGACCGUAUACAUCCUAGCAAAAUCCCCGAGGCUUUUACUGAAAUUACCAAGGGCUUACAACAUGUGCAUAGCUUGGGGAGGAUACGACAGGUUGGCAUGUGGUACGAAACUAGGGGGUAUAAUUGUAUGGGACAUACUGAAGUCUCUCAAAUCCCAAGUACCUAUUGUCAGUGUUAAUAUCUGCAAUGCUAGUUUACUGGCAAUAAAAUGUCUUUCGUGGAUAUCUUUGCUUAACCGAGAUAUCCUCAUUUCUUCAGAUUCAGACGGCAAUAUUAACCUACAUGAUAUGAACGAUCCAUUCAUAGUAUCAAAAAUCUUUAGAGUGCGAUGUACGUAUAUCUGUAUAGCAGGUACAGGGCACGGAUCAAGGUUCUGUUUUGGUGAUACGGACGGCAUAUCUAGAAUAAACUUAACUUUUCAACAAAAGAAAUCGGUCACAUUAACUGCGCACAAUUGUCUGAUUUGGUCUAUUGCAACAAGUCCAUUUCAUGGUAUUGCUGCUACAGCAGCAUCAGAUGGCACUCUUAUGGUCAAACCUUACUCGAGUGAGAAAAUUAAAUUCAAUCCGAAACACAAGUUGAAUAUUCUAGAAUAUACAUUAUAUAAACUAAUAUUUGAUAACGACACUCAAACAUUUCGAUAUGUCGAUGGAUUGCUACCCAAGACAAAAUUACCUGAGCAAUUGUAUCAUAAUAUACUCACAGACCCCAUCGUUUCGAUCCAUAAGGUAAUAUUUAUGCACAAUGAUGAUACCAAAUAUUAAGACUACAACAUAGGUUGCGUGGAACAACAAUAAUAAUGCCAGUGGGUGGGUUGCGUCUGGUGGAAAAGCCGGGCUCUGCAGAUUAGAAU